Messenger RNA from Capra hircus (goat), 1412 nucleotides. RefSeq lists its product as uncharacterized. The coding region runs from base 267 to 1412 and encodes 381 amino acids. The record is from RefSeq and is a predicted model, not a curated record. Gene Ontology annotation, molecular function: structural molecule activity. The transcript is spliced from 3 exons. NCBI's taxonomy places the organism in Eukaryota, Metazoa, Chordata, Mammalia, Artiodactyla, Bovidae.
GUUCGGGAGGGUGGAAGGUGGAGAGAGGGGAGCAGCGUCUGAGGCGGGACAGACUCCACAGCACAGGGAUAGCAGCUGUUUCUGGCCUGGGGGUCCUGCCAAAAGGACCGUGUCUCGGGUGGACAGGGAGCCCCCACCGUCUGUGUACAGAGGCCACAUUCUCUUUGCCAGAGUGAGGUGGGGCACAGGGGCAGGCCCAGUGUCCCGUGGGCGGGAAGGACUCACCUGCUUAGUCUCGCCCUGUCUUCCUGCCCUGCAGCACCAGCAUGAGGCUCCCGGCCAGCUCGGUCAAAUUGGGCCUGAAGGUGGAGCAAUACCUCUCGGCCAUACAGGUGAGAGGGCCGGGCCCUGGAGUGUGCUGGGCAUGCAAGGGGCCUCAGCCUCCAGAGUCAACGGACUGUGCUCUCUGCUCCCAGAGAUCAGAGUCUAUCAGGUAUGCAAACCCAUUCCACACUGAGUUUCCCGUGGCUCCCGUGGAUGUCACCAGCAAGCGCCACCUUUUCGAGAAGGAGCAGGUGGGCCAGAGCCAAGAGAGCCCAGCCUCUAGCCGCAAGAACCAGGAGACACAGAGGGAGUUGGCAGCUGGCAGCAAGCCCCAGUGGAGGAAGAAACCAGAGGCCCCGCUGGGUGCCGAGGUGAGUGGGGGCCCAGCGGUUUGGGCAGCUCUCCCUGGAGAACGUGGGCCAGCAGGCACCCACUCCUCCACUGCAGGCCUGGCAGGGGGGCCUGGCGGGCAGGGCACAUGCUGGCUCCUAGAAGCCGUCUGCUGCACGGAAGACACUGAUCCGGAAGCAAGCCUGGACCCUGAGACUCCCAGCCCCAGUAAAUGUUCCAUGUUCCAGAAGAUCUCUGUGCUGGAGGAGAGAGCUGUCUCAGGAAAGAGGGCAGUUCCAGACAAAGCCAGCGACUCAGAGAAGAGAUCAGUGUCUGAGAAAGCCACCGUCUUCGAGAAGACCCCAGUCCCCGAGAUGCAGCCGGCCCCAGGCAGGGCCAUGGCCCCAGUGUGGCCCCAGGACUGGGAGCACUCAGCCUCAGCAGAGUGCGCGUCCAGCCCCAGGAGGCAGCAGGGCACUGGGCCUGAGAAGGAAUCUGAAUCUUCGGCAGGGCCUCUGCCCCGGGCUGGCGGCCUCCCACCCGUCACUCUGCAGGUGCACGGUGCCCCCCACCUCCCCGUCCUCCCGGCAUCUCUGGCGGCCUCCCUGACAGGGGACUGGGAUGGGGUCUCACCUGGCACCCACACCACACCCUCAUCCCAGGCCCAGACUCCAGGGAAGCCUCAGAUGCUUCUAGAAGCUCCCCCAUCCCUGGAAGCCCUGUCCACUGGCCUGGCCCUGGGCCUGGGCCUACACCCCCACAGCCGAGGCAGCAGGCGGGGGCAGAGGACUGGCCUGCUGCCACUGCUCCAUGGCUGA